Molecule: messenger RNA, 1939 nt
Organism: Camponotus floridanus (Florida carpenter ant)
Lineage: Eukaryota; Metazoa; Arthropoda; Insecta; Hymenoptera; Formicidae
Product: 4-aminobutyrate aminotransferase, mitochondrial
Exons: 10
Coding region: 133-1632 (499 amino acids)
Biological process (GO): GABA catabolic process
Cellular component (GO): mitochondrion
Molecular function (GO): pyridoxal phosphate binding
Source: RefSeq, a predicted model, not a curated record
CGCCCUCAACGGGACUCUCGGCUCUCUCUUUUAAUGCACUAUCAGCGCGUAUCAGCGACCAGUACGGCACCAUCCCUUCCGCAGUGACGACGUCGUGGAGAGCAGCCCUCCCUGCUCCUAUCUCAGACGGAAAUGAUUGUUAACAAGUGUCAUCGUGCACUUAGUGCGCAGACCUCGCUUCGACAACGGUUAAACGGCGUUAUAACGACAUGGAAUAGAUGCUUAACCGGUUCAAUGUCAAGAGAGCCAGAAGGGCCGAUAAUUAUGACGGAAAUACCGGGUCCUCAGUCGCGAAGCUUGCUACAAGAAUUGAAUGCGAUACAACAAGCAUCUUCCGUACAAUUCUUCGCAGACUACGAAAAAUCCUCCGGUAAUUAUAUAAUGGAUGUUGACGGGAACGCGUUGCUGGACGUUUAUAUGCAAAUCUCGUCAAUGCCUCUAGGGUACAAUCAUCCGGCGAUGUUGGCGGCUCUCGCCGAUCCCGUUAAUCAAAAAAUUAUAGCAAAUAGACCUGCGUUAGGUGUCUUCCCGGGAAAAAAUUGGCCCAACAGAUUAAGGAAUAUUUUGCUUAACAAGGAGGUUGCUCCAACCGGAUUAUCGCAUAUUACAACAAUGAUGUGCGGUUCUUGUUCUAAUGAAAAUGCUUUUAAGAACAUCUUUAUUUGGUAUGCAGAGAAACAAAGACAAGGAAAACCAUUCACGAAGGACGAGAUAGAAUCAUGUAUGAUAAAUCAAAUUCCUGGUUCGCCGCGAUACUCCAUUAUGUCCUUUAAAGGUGGCUUCCAUGGGAGAACUUUAGCUUGUCUCUCAACAACUCAUAGCAAAUACAUUCACAAAAUAGAUAUACCAGCUUUCGAUUGGCCUAUAGCUUCUUUCCCAGAGUACAAAUAUCCUUUAGAAGAAAACGUCCAAGAAAAUCAGAUGGAAGAUAAACGUUGCCUUGCAGAGGUCGAAGAAUUAUUUGAAAAAUACAAUAAUGAAAAGAAGGUUCCAGUGGCUGGCGUCAUCAUUGAACCUAUUCAAUCGGAAGGCGGCGACAAUCAUGCAUCAUCGGAAUUUUUUCAAGAACUUCAACGCAUAACGCGAAAACACGGAGCAGCAUUGCUUAUCGACGAAGUCCAGACUGGUGGCGGUCCAACUGGAAAAAUGUGGUGUCACGAGCACUUCAAUUUAGAUACCCCACCUGACGUGAUGACUUUCAGCAAGAAAAUGCAAUUAGGCGGUUAUUAUCACUCGAAAGAUUUCAAGCCGAGACAAUCAUAUCGUGUAUUCAAUACCUGGAUGGGCGAUCCAAGUAAAGUGAUAUUGCUCGAAGCGAUCUUAGAAAUUAUCAAGAGGGAGAAUCUCCUGGAUAGAGUAAUACGCGUUGGCGAUUAUAUGUUGAAGCAUUUGAUGGAUAUACAAAAGGAGCACUCUAGUAUAAUUAGCUCGAUGCGUGGACGUGGAACUUUCAUAGCGUUUAAUUGUACCUCUCCUGAAAUGCGAGACACCAUCAUCAAGAGAUUUACAGUCAAAGGUAUUCAGGUAGGUGGUUGUGGUAACCGAGCUGUGCGACUGAGGCCUGCGUUAACUUUCACAGAGCGUCAUGCUGAUAUAUUUUUGGAUGCGCUUCGUUCUGUACUGAAAGAAUAAGGGUAAACUUUGCGGUUUUUCGUGUUUUUCAAGUCAAACCAUCACGUCUUCCAUAUCAAAUGUCUUCCAAAUUAUAUGUCUUGUAUCAAAGAAUGAUUAUGGAGAUGUGUAUACGGAGUUAAAAAUAUAUUGAUUAUUUUUAUAUGGCAGUUGCAUUAUAAGGCUAACAUAACUUUAAAGAAAUGAUGAAAUAAUGAACUGCAGCAAGAAUGUAUAUUUAAUGAUUUUAUUGAUCGCUACUUUGUGUAUUUUUAUUGCAUAGGACAAAUUGUUACAAUGAGAGAUUAUAUAACAUUUUAAUGCAAGA